Molecule: messenger RNA, 686 nt
Organism: Selaginella moellendorffii
Lineage: Eukaryota; Viridiplantae; Streptophyta; Lycopodiopsida; Selaginellales; Selaginellaceae
Product: probable C-terminal domain small phosphatase
Exons: 2
Coding region: 25-543 (172 amino acids)
Molecular function (GO): phosphoprotein phosphatase activity
Source: RefSeq, a predicted model, not a curated record
GGCGAGAGCUUCCGAGCCGCGGCCAUGGCGUCCUCUCAUCCCACCCGAUCAGCGCCCCGAGCACGAAGGCAAGCCAACCCUAGUUCUCGACAUGAAUCACACGCUCGUCUCGAGCGUCACAAGCCCCGACCAGAGCGCCCCUUUGUCGACGAUUUCCUCCGCCAAAUGGCCCGUGUCUACGAGAUCGUCGUCUUCACGUCGUGCGACCGGCGCAUCGCGGAUCCGAUCCUGGACGAGCUCGACCCCGAGGGAAGAUUGUUUGCGCACAGAUUGUAUACCGAGCAUUGCAGCUGGAGCAGCGAAGUUGGGCACGUCAAGGAUUUGUCGAUGCUGGGGCGGGGGAUGGAGAGGGUGGUGAUUGUGGACGACUCCGAGUCUAAGUGUGUGUGGAACCUGGAUAACUGGGUGCCCGUUUCGAGCUUCUGGGACAACCCCGGUGAUCGCGAGCUGCUGGACCUCGUCCCGUUUUUGCUCGGCCUUGCGAAGGUCGAGGAUGUGAGGCCGGUUGUGCGGAAGUGGCGAUUACAAAACUUCGGCAAAUAAUUGGAUUUUCCUUUAAGGACAGCGUUUAGAAAUCUGCGGAGAGCUGGUCAGAGUUUCUUGAUUUUCUCGGCUCUGAUUGUUUUCGAUUGAUUUUGUAGUUUAUGAACCUGUAUUGCAAUCAAAAUGGAUUGUUCUUUAUCUCC